AAAGAAGUUUUGGUAUGACAGCCCUACCCUGGGACCUAAAACGAUGUAUAAACCAACCAAGUUUGCGUCUGUAAUGAAAGAUGACCAGACAAAAACUAGGAAAGAAGAUAACAUACGCUGCAGAGUCUUGAAUAGUCUUAUUCAUAAAGCUGUGGCAGAGAUGAUGAGCACCUGUGAAGUUAAUCAAGAACUUUAUGAUCUCAAGCUGGAAAUCUGCAAGGUGUCCCUGGCAUCAAACUUUUCAGCCUGUCGUGUCUACUGGAAUCCUGCUGCUACUAUGGAGAAACAAAGUUAUGUUGAAAGUGUACUGCGGAAGAGUGCUCCACGUAUACGGUAUCUUCUGAAGAGUCAGCAGAUUCUAGGAAACGUACCCCCAGUAAUAUUUGUAAAAGACAAAGAAACUGCAGCUGUAAAAGAGAUUGAGGAAUUGUUGUCAAUUGCUGACUUUGGACCUCCAGAAGAAGUAGAAACAUUAUCUCAAAAUUGUUCUAGCAAACCCUUCUCUGCGGCAACUCAGUCUUCGGCUUCACCCAUGCGAUCUAACCUUUUUGGUGUCGAUCAUGAACUGCUGAAUAAGCAGAUAAUGGACUACAAAAGACUGAAAGUGUCAAGAGAUAGAGAAGGCAUUGCCUGGACAGAAGAACGGGAGCAGCAGCUUCCUAGGAUUCAAAAGAAAAUGAAGAAGAAGAAACCAAGGGAUCCUCCCGAUGAUGACAUUACCCCCCAGAAAUACUUACUGGACAAAGCCGAAGCCGAUUACUGGGAUGAUAACACUGAAUCAGUCUCAGACUACGAGCUGGGGGAUGAAUUACAGGAAGAGGUAAACGAAUGGGAGGCGGAUGAUGGGAAAACAAGUCAGCCUACUCGUAAACUGAAAUGA
This is a messenger RNA of Eurypyga helias (sunbittern), 880 nucleotides long. It is a transcript of the gene RBFA, whose product is annotated as ribosome binding factor A (putative). The annotation marks the transcript as partial. Lineage: Eukaryota; Metazoa; Chordata; Aves; Eurypygiformes; Eurypygidae. The transcript has 6 exons. The record is from RefSeq and is a predicted model, not a curated record. Gene Ontology annotation, biological process: rRNA processing.